Molecule: messenger RNA, 138 nt
Organism: Hydatigera taeniaeformis
Lineage: Eukaryota; Metazoa; Platyhelminthes; Cestoda; Cyclophyllidea; Taeniidae
Source: the annotation of a GenBank genome assembly
AUGCCACAGCGCUGUGUCGCUACUGCUGCUGCUGCCGUUGCUGUCGCCGAUAUCAUCGUCAGUGUCCUCACGGGCAUCAUCAGCAUCAUUAUUUGGAAUUGUAAGUGUAUGGAGCGCGCAAGAAUUAACAAUGUAUGA